Messenger RNA from Labeo rohita (rohu), 2756 nucleotides. Its product is annotated as coiled-coil domain-containing protein 9B. The transcript is spliced from 15 exons. The record is from RefSeq and is a predicted model, not a curated record. NCBI's taxonomy places the organism in Eukaryota, Metazoa, Chordata, Actinopteri, Cypriniformes, Cyprinidae. Bases 79 to 1737 code for a protein of 552 amino acids.
ACAGUGACGUCAGUCGCUCAGGCCUCAGUUCAGUCAGCUAGUCAUGAAUUUGUUUUUACCUGGUUGGCAGGAAUCAUCAUGCAACACCAGGAGCAUCACAUCAUGUUCAUGGACUUCUGUGAGGACAGACACUAUCUGCUGGAGGAUGAUAGUCCCACAGAAAUGAUGAUGAUGAAGAAGGAGCACAAAGACGCAGAGCUGGAUAAAAAGAUCGAGGCCUUACGGAAGAAAAAUGAAGCACUUAUGAAACGCUACCAGGAAGUGGAGGAGGAUAAAAAGAGGGCGGAGCAGGAAGGGAUGUCACUGCACAGCAGGAAGGGAAAGCCUGAUGAUUUAACCAUCACUAUCAACAAAUCCUCCAACGAUCAGCGUGUGGUGACCAAGCGUUCAGGCCCUGCAGGACUAAGAGACGGAGAGCAGGAGAAGGAUCUGGGAUCGAGCGUCUUCAGCUGCGGGAGAGGAAAAAGACGGCAACUCCUCGUCACCACACCAGGAAACAUCAAGGGGAAGAGGGUGUUCGGCGAAAGAAAGGACAGAAACCGGCCCGUGAGUCCAGCGAGGUUGAAGUCGUGUGCUGAGGAAGAGCAGGAGUCCAACAACACACGAGGAAAACAGCGGCCUCCGUCUACAAAGAGAGUCACGGAGGACAACACAGGAAAACCGGAUCAGUGGAGUCUAUGUGAGGACCCGUAUGUCGUCCCGGUCACAGAGGCCGUCGCUGACCUAAACCUCGUCACGUCCAAAGAAGAGCAGCUGGAGUACCUGCGGUGGAAGAAGGAGCGCGAGGAGAUCGACCGCGAGCGCGUGGCCCGACACAAAAACGCCAAAGGCCAGUGGAGGAGAGCCUGGGACAUGGAGAAGACCGAUCUGAUGUUCUCUGAAAAAGAACACGGAGGAACAUCAAAUAGAGGAGGUCGAAACAACAGAAGAGGAAACCCGAGAUCAGAAGAAUCGAGAGGUCGACAGCAGGCGUCAGAGAGAAAGGGGAAGUGUGUUCCAGUGGUGGGCAGUAAAGCGAAGGGUAAAGACCGACUGACGGGUCGAGCGAGGAGGUGGGACGCUAAAGAACAGGAGGAGCAUUUGCAGGUGUAUCCAGAGAGCAGUUUGCAGGAGUUUUUAGAGGAACUUGACGCUCUUUGUGCUCCUGAGGCGGAGAACGUCAAUCCAGAAACUGAUAUUGAAAACACAAAGCCAGGUGGAUCCGAAGACUCAUUGAAAACAGCCUGUGUCAUGACCUCCAACGGGACGGCGGACCAGAAUGGAUCCGUUUCUAUAGAAAAGUCUCAUUCAGAGCUGCCCGCUCCCAAGGCCAUUGAGAAGAAGGUCCGCUUUUCUGGGAACCACAACAGAAACGGCACAGAAACACCUUCACGGGUCAAGAACGGCCCUGUAGAAGACGACAGACGAACACUGGCGCAAGACGACAGCGAAUGCGUCCCGGAAGAGAUAAAACCGGCCUUUCCGAAGCAGGAAAACCAUGUGGAGAAACUGAAUCCGGUUUCUGAAGGAAGUGCAACUGAAGCCGGCGAAGCGUCGUGUCCCAAACCCGGAGAUGUUCGUAUAUCAGCAGAACCGGAUGAGAACCAACCUGUCGAACACACCAAGAGCUGCUCUAACAGAGGAAAUGAAGAGCUGAUGGACUCGAGUCUGUCUGUCCUGAAUCUGGAGCCGGGCGAAUCUCUCCCCGACCACAGCACCAGCGCUGAUAUGGCCAGAGAGAAUGGGAAAGUGGUUUAGAUGGGAAAAGAUGUCACUCACAUCCGGAGCGAAACGUCAUGCACUAAAACCAAAACAAACAGAAGAACGAAAAUAUCAUUUGCUUAUGUUUCUGACUGAUUCGCUCCCAUCUGAGUCAUUACUCAGAGUUUCUCUAUAAGCUUCUGUGUUUGGAGUAUUUUUGGGAGCGUUUGAGCAUCGUGUCGUUUUAUUGGAUGCUGAACGUUGAAAACACUGGUUGUGAUUGUUCUGCUUAGUUUAUCUUCUCGUAGGUUAAAGAUUGUUAACGCUUCAACGCACAGUUAACCUUUAUCUGAGCCACCAAACCCAAAGGUCCGGUGGGUUUUGAGGGAUCUUUGUUGGUUUGGUGGGAUGUCAGUCUAAAAGCACUACAAACGACUUGAAUGUGUAACUUCAUGAAGUUUAGUGGAACAAACCCAUAGACACGUGUGCAUGUAGACUUAACCAGCACACUAACUGACUAACCUAGUCUAGUACUCUUCAUCAUAACUCACAUACUGUAUAUCUGACAGAAGCCUCUCGGUUGCCAUAUCAUAUUCUUCAUAAGCACAGGUGUCGUGGGGUUUUGCGUGCAUAGUUCAAGGAUCGUUCAAGUAUGUUAAUUAGCACUUUAUUUUGUACGAAUGAACUGAAAAAGUAUCAAAACCGUUCGUUUGGUUUUGCUAUUUGAUUCAAAAUCAGACUAUUAAGGUCUAAAUUAUUUUGUUUUACAAAAGACUGCAGAAUGUUUAGCACAUGAACGUGUUUUGGAUACUGGUCGGUCGAUUUAAAGCAGGUUUUCUGCUAGUUUGGCACUCAAUUGUUAAUUGUUUGAUUGUAAAUGGUAAUGAAUUAUCAUCGCACUGAUGUCCAGAUGAGUUGGACAAAGUUACGGUUUGAAGAACACACUUUAGGGUUUGAUGUUUUUAGUGACUAAGGGUUGAUUUUUAUAUGGUCACUUAAUUAUUUUGUGUUCAUUUGGUUUUGAAAUGAAUGUUAAAUAUGAAUAAUAAGCAUUAAAAACUUUUACCAACCCUGUA